Molecule: messenger RNA, 305 nt
Organism: Oppiella nova
Lineage: Eukaryota; Metazoa; Arthropoda; Arachnida; Sarcoptiformes; Oppiidae
Source: the annotation of a GenBank genome assembly
GUUGACAACCAUUUGACACAAUAAUUAAUGACAAAUGUCGUGCCGAUUGUCCAGUAAUUGUCAGACUAUAGAGGAAUCCAUUCGUUUGGUGAAUGAAGCUCUGGAUAAUGCCAUUGAAAGCAAUGGACUCGAGACAGGCAUUCAAAUGCUCGAACCAUACGUUCACAACAGCUUAUAUCACAGUGCCUUCCGAUCCAUACUUAUUAUCCUCAAAGCAGGUCUUACCCUCAAAAAGUGGAAGUACAUGCCGAACUAAUUUACGCCAAAUUCUUGGGAAUGAGUGCUAUAUUGUGUGCAUUGGAGGC